This is a messenger RNA of Striga hermonthica, 1023 nucleotides long. Lineage: Eukaryota; Viridiplantae; Streptophyta; Magnoliopsida; Lamiales; Orobanchaceae. The record is from the annotation of a GenBank genome assembly.
AUGGCCGAGUCGGAAUCGGAGAAUGGGAAGGAGCUUAGGUCCUUAGCGUUGACUCCGACAUGGUCCGUCGCCACCGUCUUGACCGUAUUUGUCGCAGUUUCGCUGCUCGUCGAGCGCUCCAUUCAUCGACUGAGUAAUUGGCUGAGGAAAACUGAUAGAAAGCCUUUGCUUGCAGCUGUUGAGAAAAUGAAGGAAGAAUUGAUGCUUCUCGGCUUCAUAUCUCUUCUUCUCACGGCAACUUCGAGGGUUAUAUCUAAUAUCUGCAUACAUUCAAAGUUCUAUGAUAGUGUAUUUGCGCCAUGUACAAGGGAGGAAGUAGAGGAGGACAGAGAAAAUGAAACUGUGAAAAGCCGUAGGCUUUUGAUGGCAUUCAUGGAUUCUCACUCCCAGAGGAGAUUUUUGAUGGGUUUAAAUAGGAAUACCUGUCCAGAGCCAGAGCUGUUGUUGUCGCUCAUUCAUUUUAUCCUUUUCCAGAAUGCAUUUGAGCUUGCUUCAUUCUUCUGGUUCUGGUGGCAGUUUGGUUACAACUCCUGCUUCAUAAGGAACCACUUACUUGUCUAUCUACGUCUAAUUGUCGGGUUUGCCGGUCAGUUUCUAUGCAGCUACAGCACCUUGCCCCUCUAUGCACUUGUUACUCAGAUGGGAACAAAUUACAAGGCAGCCCUCAUUCCAAAAAGAAUAAGGGAGACAAUCCACGGGUGGGGAAAGGCUGCUCGAAGAAAGAGAAGAUUAGGCAUUUAUACGGAUGACUCGACCAUCCACACGGACACGAGCACCGUUAUAUCUGUUGAGGAAGAUGAUAACCGGUCGAUUGAGAGCCCCCGAUUUGCUCCUCAUUUGGAUUCACAAAUCGAGCUGCAGCCGGUCACUAACAUUGGCUUUGAUAGCACUCACUUCCCUACUAACGAGGUGUCGAGCCGGAUGGGGACUCCCCUCCUCAGGCAUUCGGCCUCCAUCGCGUCUCCAAUUUCUCGGAUGAUUUUACACGAGGAUAUACCGAGAUCAUCCUCUUUGCCACAUUAG